Messenger RNA from Lodderomyces beijingensis, 1992 nucleotides. The record is from the annotation of a GenBank genome assembly. NCBI's taxonomy places the organism in Eukaryota, Fungi, Ascomycota, Pichiomycetes, Serinales, Debaryomycetaceae.
AUGCUACAAUUCCAGCUACAUCUCGUUUGCAUUUUCGCAGUUUUCACUGGUUCAACACUAGCGCUCCUAGACUUCUUCAAACCGCCAAACUAUUUCCGCCAUGGAGACAAGAUCUCGCUAUUUGUGAACAAGAUUGAAUCCGAUCAUACCCAGCUCCCCUACGCAUGGUACAGUCUAUCGUUUGUUUGCCCGCCCAUGCAUGGCGCCAAGCCCGUGCACUUGUCGCUCGGGGAGAUCUUGCGGGGGGACAGGAUAUGGGACAGUGGAUAUAAGCUCAAUUUCGGCAUGGAUUCCCAUUGCUCGAGGCUAUGCGACUUGCGAGCUACACAAGCGGGGAUCAAGCGAGCGGCGCAGUUGGUCAAGGAUGGCUAUGUUGCGCACUGGUCCGUUGAUGGACUCCCCGGCGCCACGACUUUUGAAAGCAAUUUGCACCGCAACAAAUAUUACGCCGCGGGGUUCCCCUUGGGGUUUGUUGAUAACGAGGGAGUGAGCUAUUAUUACAACCAUGUGAUGUUGGUGAUUCGAUAUCACCGAGAUAAACCCAAUGACAGAUCGUACAUUGUCGGGUUUGAAGUUUACCCCAAAAGUGUCAGCGACACCUUGUGUCCGGGAGCAUCCAAGUCCUACAAGAAUUUCGCCUUGCGGCCCCAGUAUGAUGAAAACGGACAACUUCUGAGCGAACGCACAACUAUUCCAUACACGUAUUCCGUUUACUGGCGCGAAGACAGUUCCAUCGAUUAUGACUCGAGAUGGGACUUGUACUACGCGAAUGAGUCCGUGAGUGCGAGCAAGAAAAUCCACUGGAUUUCAUUAGUCAAUUCGUUGGUGCUUAUCUUUCUAGUUUCCGCUGUUGUAAUGGUGGUCUUUAUUCAGAUUAUGAAGAAGGACUUUCACAAGCUCGCUCCGAGUUUCUCAACCCCCAACGAGUCCAGCAACCUAUCCAUUUGGAACAGUUUGGCCCAUGACGUGAGCAAAACCCCUGCUUCGCCUUUGCUCCUCACCACGUUGGUCUCGGGAGGCAUACAGCUGCUCAUUGCCGUGAUUGGCGUUAUCACGCUUCAUUCUCUCGAUUCGAUACGCAGAAACUCAUUUGUCAACAACCACCAAAGUGCAUUGUUUUCGUUUUCGAUAUUUUGCUUUCUGCUAUCGGGCCUUGCUUCGUCAUUCAUCGGCAUCAACAUUUAUAAGUGCUUGCAGAAUGAGACUGAGUAUCCCUACAGUGUGUCAAGAGCAGUGCCGCUUGCAUUGACGUUUAGCGCUGCGUUGCCGGCGUUUUUGUUCCUGCUAAUGAUGCUACUUAAUUUCUUUGUGUGGGCUCAGGAGGCCUCGACCGCGUUGCCAUUUGGCACCAUUGUUGUGUUUGUUUCCUUGUUUAUCUUGAUCCAGUGUCCCCUCGGCAUCGUUGGUGGAUGGAUGGGCAACAACUACAAAGUGGGCCUGAAAUCAGCCAUACUGGAAUACCACGAGCUUGGGGAAAAGACAAGUGACAGUACUCGUACUCGUACUCUUUACAGAUAUAGAUUUCGAGUCAUUAGAGCUAUUGCAUCAUUUGUCAAGUCAACCGCGGUCUUUGGGCUCAUUCCAUUUGGAAUAGUAUAUGUUGAACUCAUCUUUAUCUUCAACUCGGUAUGGUUGGAAAAGACAACUUUUUACUACAUGUAUGGCUUCCUGUUCAUCACAACAAUCAUGCUCAUGAUCAUACUAGCCGAGUCUACCAUUAUAGCGAUUUACAUUUCGCUCGUUUACUAUAAUGACGCCAACUGGCAGUGGCUCUCUUUCCGAGUGGGGUCCGGCAUCGCUUGGUACAUCUAUGGCUACUCCAUCUACUACUAUUUCAAAGUGCUCAACAUUGACGAUUACAUCAGCACGUUGCUUUACUUCAGUUACAUGGCGCUCGCGUGCUUCAUUAUCGGUGUUGCUGGAGGUUCAGUUUCGGUUCUCACCGGUCUAAUGUUUAUACGCAAGAUCUACAGAAGCGUCAAACUAGAGUAG